UUCCCGCUCUGCCAGCUGUGCCGCUCUGCCUGGCUCAGCGCCUAUUUCGAACCCAUGCUAUGGUGGCUACCCAUGCGUGCGCGUUUUGGAAGUUAUGGCAGGAUGCGUUUGCCUCGUCGUGCUGAAGGAUGGCCAGCGGAAAAAAGUUUCACUCCCUAACGGUGCCUACGGCGAACUGAUGGAUGCUCUCGCUUCCUUAACCAACAUACAUGACAAGACCUUGAUCCAAAUGUAUGAUGAAGAGCUAGACGACUAUGUUGAUCUUGAGGAAGGAAGUGACGUCCCAAACAAGGCUAAAAUAAAAUUGGCGCGGAAACAAGGCCUUCAUGUUGAUGGUGCCAGCCCUGCAUUGACUUUUGUGCAGAGUGCAGGAGGAGCUGUGGAAAUGGCCGAGCAGAGUGCCGUGACAGAAAACGCACAAAACGUGCAGUCCAUCCAGUCGGUGCCACUGGAAAAGGAACGGGAUUUUUUAGAUUUUGUGCUCCCUUCUUUUGGGCACUACGACGAGGUGCUGAGGAGAAAAAUACAAAUAAAUGGCGCUGUGCACCGUGCCAUAGUGGACAAGCUCUUUGCCGCAUACAUCAAGAUCGCAUGCUAAGCACUCCAUGUAUGCUUCUUUUCUUUAGCUAUAAUUUGGUAGUUUAACUAUUCAAUGGCUCAACUGUUCAUCAUGAAUGAGCUGUAGGGAACUAAAAUUGUAUUAUAGAAGUUUUAGUGGUUGCCUUUGUUUCUCCUAGUUUGUAACAGCUGUACACUUGUUGGUUGCAACCCUACUGUUGUCAAUUGAGAGCCAAAAAAAAGUCUUGAGCAUCGUUUGAGCAUAACUUUGAAGUUAUGAAAUGUUCUUGUCGCUGAUCUGGCAGUUAAGCAGCUUUGAGGCUGUAUCAAAUCUGUGGAAGAACAUUCAGAAGUGUGCUUGAUUGUAAGCUCGAGCGCGCAUGGGACCUUACAAAACUGUGAUACAUGCUCUGCACACAGCAACAAGUGCAUGGGAAUGUCACAUCGAUUGUUUGGGUAUUGCAGCUUGUAUAUGCUCUUCAGUGACCCCACCAUUGUAGUUGUCCAGCAAAAAUUGAGGCAAUGUAAUGAGUUGAGACUUCAGACUUUUGAUGUUAGUGCUUUGUUACGACUUAUUUCAGUGGCCGAUGAAACACCGGGCUUCUGUUAUCUGGGGCUAACUGAGUUUAAUAACUAUUGGGGUACAGGAAUAGGCGAGGCUACAUGGAGGUAGGAAUGUAGAGAGAAGUGUUCAGAGGCGGAGAAGUGGCCCGCGAGCAAGAGGGCCAGACGAAAUUUAAUACAUCAGCUUGGAGUUCGUAGAGGAGCCCUCAAAGGGGAACUCCAGUGCAUUUUCGACCAUAUUGAGAUGGUGCCGUUUUCAAAUAGUAAUAGAAGUCCUGUAUCAGCUAGGGUGGUUCAUUUUGCUGAGAGACUCCUCAAUAAUUUUAAAUAGACAAUAAAAGAUGAGUCAAAACCGAAACAGGGAGCUGCUCCAUGGUGGGUAUGCGAUGACGUCACGAAAUACGCUGCACGCUGCCACGACUAGCCAGGAUGUAAACAUAGCACACGUGCUUCUCCUAUCGCGCGAAAAGCAAGCUGGCAAUGUCAUCCGACGUGGAAUCAAGCUGUGCCAGCCUGUCUGAACUUACCAGUGACAAGUUCAAUGAUGAUCACAGCUACUAUCUGAGCGUGGAAGCAUCGCCUUUUGAUUUCGACCCGCCGGCGCAUGAUGUAGCUGACAUCCCCCGCAUCGAUCUCCUCGUUGCUCAAUAUUGUGCGUGCUUACUGUAAGACCUGAUGUCAGCAACGACUAACAUGCUGUGCAGCUGACAAAACCGAACAACUGUGCUCAUGUCGUUGUCGCCACGUAGAAGAAAGCACACACUGCAUGUGCUGGACGAGGCGGGGCUGGAAAAGAGUAGGCACGUUACGUUGGCAUACACAGGGUAGCCCGCGUUUACAAGUGUGAUUCCGGAAUUGGCUACCAUGUUUUAAAAUUUGUUUUCUUGAAAACUAAAUUACUCACGGUUGUACAAUUUGCCACAUAUCAUCAAGGCACCGAAGAGAACAUAUUUGAAAGUUCUAUUGGAACUGGUAAAUAUCGAAAAUUGCCGGAUUCCUUUUAAGAGUGACUUCUGAGAUAUGAAGGUGCUGAAGCACAUCACAACCAGCAUGUUGGGACCUAUGUCAUAAUGACAACCACCAUGUGCAUGGAUUGCCUACUUAAAGGAGUACUGACACAAAAUUUUGAAGGCGAGAUAACUUGUGGGAUAGAUUUGUGUGGACACACAUGCAUCAUCUACAAAAUAUCAAUGGAUGAUACAGCCUAGAACUAUUUAAAAUCAAUUUCAAAGUAUGUGUCAUGGCACUGCAAGUGAAACGUGCCUCUGGUUUCCUUGUAAACAACCAACCGCCACCUGCGUCACGAGUUUGUGUUGGCUGCUGUUAUCCUUGCGAGCGCUGUCUCUUAGCAGACCUUUUCAAUGGAAAGAGGGGGCAGGCUUGCACGGGAGUACAAAGGCUGGUGUCCUUGCCUCGGCAGUGCAUUUUUAGGGGGUCACGUAUAUUUCGUUGAAGCCUUCGUUGAAAAGAGCUGUCAAGGCGGUGCUCACGUGCACGCGGUUUUUUGUCCUCACGUAGCCAACUUAUGUUUACACGAAAACCACUCUAGGUCCAAUCUCGCUCCGCACUCUCUGAAACGGAAACUGCGACUGGGAGGUAUAAAACCCUUCCCAAUAAUUAACCGCGGUGCGCUCGAGCAAACGAGCUUUGCAGCCGUGAUAAGUGGAUUAUUAUCUACUUAUUGCAACAGAAAAAAGAAGGUGCAAAAUUUUUGUGUUGGUGCUCCUUUAAGAACUGUUUUAGGCAGCUAACAAGAAAUAUACGGUUAUCAGCUUUACAGGCUUACCAAGAUGGUUUUAGUGGCAAAUAAUGCUCACUCAUAACAAAUUUAAAGAAAAUGAGAUUUUAUUGCAGUUGGCCCCUAGUUGCACAGUGCAAGCAAGCUAGACAAUCUGGUUGGAUCGUUAGAAGACUGCUGCCUUGAGAUUUUGCAAUGUUGUGGAGAAUUUGAACAUAAAAGGUUCACAGUAAAGAGUUUCUUACAUUCACUAGCAAGAAUUUCAUAAGAUAAAGUAAAUGGUAGCAUGACCUAGGUUUGGCCCAUGGUAAUUAGUUAAUUUUAUAAAUGGGUACCAAGAAUAUAGCGAGCCACUCGAGAGCAUGCACUAAACCAAGGGAACUUUAGGCUCAUGUUCACCAAAGUGGAAAAAUUUAACAGCAUUGGUUGUCAAGUAUUUGAGUAUAUGUAUAUAAAAUACAGUUGAAACUCGACUUAUUGAAGUGACGAAGGGGCUCGAAUUAUUUAAUUGAAUCAGGAAGUUUUUAAAAUUGAGGGAGGGAUUUUUCAGUCCUUUGAAAUCUGAAAUUGCAGCGUAGUGUCACCCAAAACCUACUGUGGCAUUUUAUUUGCCACUAAUACACGUUUGCACAUGUGAAAAGUCCGCGAGGGCAGUCCGAGCAGAAAUUCGUCCGAUGUGAGGGCGAUACAGCGAGGAAGACGGCCACAUGCAGCUACGCAAAGCUGCCGAUAUUCAAAGACAGGGAGAACGAAUGCAUUUAAUGUGCGAGCAGGCAGAGCAAGAAAGUUUUAUAGAGACUAUUGGUGCCAUCUGCUGCAUAAAUUAUUAAAUAACAAACGUAACCACAGUGUUCGUGUGGGUGUAUUUCUAGAGACAGCAAACGCUAUCUGCCUCGCGCACUUUGAUACGUAAAAGCUCUGCUGGCUGCAGCGUGCAGCCUUGUCAAAAUAAAACUAGUCUGACUACCACGUUACUGAUUUGGUUAAUGGUCUAAAGGGGUACUCAUACAGUAAUUUUCAGUUGUCGUUUUCUUUGUGCCAAAUGAAAAGCCAAGCCCUCAAGAGCCUAGAAGCCCAUCCCGAAGAAAUAAUUAUAGUAUGUUUUUAAAAGCUAGUUUUGGUUCCUACUGUACCCGUGCGUCAAAACACGGUGUGAGCUUCUCCUCAUGCUCUCGCACAAGAUAUCAUGACAUUUGCAUGACCACUUGACCUCAUGUGCUAGCACAAGAUAUCGUGAUAUUUUCAUAACCACUUCACACCGUGGCUUCGUUGGUGGGGCACGAGGGACAAUUUCGGGUGUUUCAGUGACACACAAGUGGCCAUUUCGGAAAUUUCGGUACCCGACAUCAUCACAACUAGCCAGACUGCUGCGUGUAGUCACCAAAAUUAGUACUGUAGCCUGACGCCAAGCUAAUGUCGAUGCACCAUGGGAAACUUGGAAGAAUACCUGAAAUUGACUGUUUAUCCAAACAGUUGUGUCUUCUGAGGGAAUAUACGAUGCUUUCAUCAUUUUUCCAUAUUUUUGUUCAAUAUCUCCCCUUUAAGCCCCAAACUUAAUAUUGCUGAAGUUUUGCGGAGAAAAGUGGCAUUUUGCCAGUGGUUUAGUAUAAUGCCAUGUCUGUGGGCAUUAUACUAAAUGCGAAAGAGGCAGUGGCCUAGCUUAAUAAUUCAACAUGUAUUACACAUUGAAGUCUUUACACAAGAAGAUCAAUCAUAAAUAAUAAUAUCUGGGGUCAGGCCCGUAGCCAGGAAAUGUUUUCGAGAGAGGCCCACUUGCUGAAACCCUUGACUAUUUGAGAAAAACGGCUAUUUUCAUGAUUUAUUUUUGAUAAAACACGAUGUGUCAUCAAAAUUUCGGGAG
Messenger RNA from Rhipicephalus sanguineus (brown dog tick), 4721 nucleotides. RefSeq lists its product as uncharacterized. The record is from RefSeq and is a predicted model, not a curated record. The transcript has 4 exons. Lineage: Eukaryota; Metazoa; Arthropoda; Arachnida; Ixodida; Ixodidae. The coding region runs from base 95 to 598 and encodes 167 amino acids.